CCGGCACCUUCGGGGCUGUGCGGUACCACACCGUCAGCCCCAUCCCGGCGGCGGGCGGGCCUUGAGGCUGCCCCGCUGGUCUCCAGCAGGCUGGAGGCGUUCGGUGAACGGCGGAGAUCGGAGCUGCUGGGCGGUUUCGGGUGUCUGCGAGCAGGUGUGAGGGGUGUGCUGAAACUCUGUCCCGCUUCCUUGUGGCUGUCGCCUCGGCCUGCCGGACAGACCAUGUGAGCCGCGGGUUUUAAUGUUUUUAACGAUAUGGAAAAGGGUGAUCUUUGAAGCUUGUCAAGUAAGAGUGUACAUGUUUGAAGAUGAUGUUCCUUCUCCAGAGUUAAUAAACUCAAAGCUGCUUAUUGGAUGUCAUGAGUUUGUUCACUCCAGUCAGCUCUGCUGUCAUGGAAGCUACAUGCUUACAUAAUGCCAAGUGUGAGUCACAGUUACAACAAAACAGCAAUGAAUCAGAAGUGUAUACUGUUGAAGAUCUGAGAAGGAAGCUCUGUCAAGUUAGAAAAGAAAAGUUAGACUUAACCAUUAAACACAAUCAAGAACUGUCUGACUAUGAAAGCCAGAUAGUCAAAUUACGGUCAGAAAUUGAGAAAGGCGAGGCUGUUCGACAGCAUCUGGAGUAUGAAUUGGCAAUUGCCAGAAAAGAUGGUCGUCUGAAAAUGUAUGCUGCGGAAGAGGAGUUAAAUGAUGCAAAUACCAAACUUGUGGAACUGCAAAUGUUAAAUGAAAAACUGCAGCAGAAAGUGGCAGAGACUGAGAAAACGCUUCAUAUUGCUCAGCAGAAGUGGAAAGAAGAACAGCAAAGACAUGCAAGUGAGAAGGAUGAUAUCCGUAGAACUUGCAAGAAUGAAUAUGAAUUGCUUCUCAAGGAAAGAACCAAACUAGAAAGUUUUUUGCAGGAACAAAACAAUGCAUUGCAAAAUGUAUGUAAGAAAAUGAAAGAUAUGGAGAUGGAACACAGUGGCUGUACUGAGCUGCUGAGGCGCCAGGCCAAUCAACUUGAAUACAGCGCUGAACGAGAGGAGCGACUGAAGAAAGAACUCAAAGCAGCUACAGUGAGAAUAAAGAAACUGGAAAAAAACACUGAAGCAGAGAGAGCAGCACAUUUGGAAUCCAAAUUCAAUUCAGAAAUCAUCCAGUUAAGAAUUCGAGACCUUGAAGGAGCUUUGCAGGUGGAAAAAGCCAGCCAAGCAGAAGCUCUUUCAGAUUUAGAAAUGAUCAAGAAAGAGUUUAAAGAGGUAGAAAAUGCAUAUGAGAGAGAAAAAUGCAAUGCCCAAGAGAACCUGGAAAAACUCAAUGUAUUAGAAAGAGAGUGUAUCUCCACAAACAAGCACAUGAAUGAGAAGAUUGAAGAGAAGAAGAAGAUAAUUCAAGAGCUCUCUGAGAUACUAGGGAAUAAUGAAGAAAACUACAGAGAAUUGCAGGAGGAACUUGCAAUGGCCAAGAAACACCAGGUCUUUCUAACAGAGACGUAUGAAAGCAACAUGAGAGAGCUGAAGUUACUCCUGGACAGCUUUGCUAUGUCAGGCCAGCGGACAGCAGGCACUUGUAAGGACAAAGAUAAACCUUCGAGCCUCUCUGUCCUUGAGACUUUGAGGUGUACCUUGACAGCUUACCAGAACAAGCUGGAAGAUAUGUCUAAUGAGCUUAGGAAAAUGGAGGCUUUGUGUGAAAAGAAGACAAAAGAACUGGAGAUAUUUGAAGAGAAAAUGUGUGCUUUAAGUGAAGACCUCAAGGAAGCUCAGGAUAACCUAGAUGAUGCCAAUAAAGAGUUAAAUCAUCUGCACACUAAAUGUACAGACAGAGAGACUUUAAUAGGAGCUUUAAAAAUUGAACUGCUGAAUGUACAGCAAUGCUGGGAGAAGGAGAAAGUACGUGUCACAGAAUCUGAAAAUGAAAUCCAGAAGCUUACCAGGGCUUACCAGAAGGAUAUGGAGGAGAAGCUAACCUUCCUCCAUAGCUUAUACCAGCGUUUGGUAGCAGGCUGUGUGCUUAUAAAACAACCAGAAGGCAUCAUAGAUAGAUUCUCUUGGUCUGAGCUUUGUGCAGUCUUGCAGGAGAAUGUUGAUGCCCUGAUCUUAGACCUCACCGGGGCUAAUGAGAAGAUAUCUCAUCUAGAAUGUAUUUGUAAGAGCAAGUCUGAUACUGUGAAGGAGCUUCAGCAGAGCCAGGAAGAUGCUUUUAGUGAAAUGGCUGAACAAAUGAAAGCACAGGAAAGCUGUUGGCAGAAACAAAAAGUGUAUCUGGAGCAGCAGUACUAUGGUCUCCUUGGGGAAGUUCAUGCAAGGGUACAGGAAUACCAAAAAACAGCAGAAAAAAACAAGGAAAAAAUUUAUGUCCUUGAAAGAAGACGGGAUAAAUUAGCCCUUGAAAAUGUUUCUGUGAAAAAUAUGUUAACACAGGUUCAGAAGGAGCAUUCAUCUCUCCUGGUAGCCUGUGCUCUGUUGGCGGGUGCCCUGUAUCCUCUCUACGGCCGAUCAUGUGCUAUGUCUUCCCAGAGGGACCUUCUCCAGGAUCAGGUCAACAUUUAUGAAUUAGUGAACCAGGAGAUUAGGACCCUAGUUCAUGCACUCUCUGACAUAGAGGAAGACAGUCAAGAUGAUGCAAAAUGGAAGAAAAGAAAACUCAAAGGCUUGAUUCAUGUUUUUCGAAGAGAUGUGAUUGCAGUUUUGGCAGCUAACAGAUUUAAAGUUUUAGCCCAGUCUUCUAGUUCCCUCUUCUCCUGGGUAGAUGGCUUCAAAGAAGGCAUUGGAAUUCUAGUUUGUAUAGGAGAAUCCAAAGGCAAACAUAAUGUGUCAAGUCAUGAAGAGGAGCAAAUUCACUGUGUUGAAGCAUUCAGCUGGUUUACUAGUUCUAACCUCCUUGCUGCAAUUGUAAGUUCUGUCACUGAAUUACAGGAUGUUGUUAACACAACAGAUCCAAAGCCCUGGCUUUCUGAGCAUGUACUUGUAAAUGCAGCCAGGAACUCCUUUUCAAAACUUAUGGACAAACUGAAUGUAAUAAUGGAGGCUGUUCCAUUAGACAGCAGAAGGAGCAUUACUUACCUGGAGAAAAACUCCUUGGUACAGAGAUUGGCUCAUGGACUUCAUAAAAUAAAUACCCAGGCCCUGGAAGCUGGAUUAUGUGACAGACUACCUGUUAUGAAAAGUAUAGCAUCUUUGCAAAAGCUGAUAUUUGAAUUUACACAAAGACUUCAUACAGCGGAGGUGGAACGCCGGUCACUGCGCCUAAAACUUGCUGAAUUUAAAUGGAAUUUCAGUGAGAUGAAAAAAGAAGCUGAAAAAGCCCAGAGCCUCCAAAAGCAAUUAAAUAUGUUUAAGCAAUCUAAGUUGAUCACCCAUGAGAGGUUUGAAAGUGCAUGUGAAGAAUUAAAUAAUGCAUUACAUCGGGAGCAUCAGGCACAAGUGCUUUUGAACGAACAGGCGCAACAGCUACAGGAGUUAAAUAAUAAACUAGAAUUGCACUCCAGUGAAGAAGCAGACAAAAACCAAGUCUUAAGUGAAACUGUAAAGAGACUCUCCGAGGCAAAGAUGGAGCUGAGAAGAAAAGAUCAAUCUCUGCGUCAGCUCAAUAGACUUCUUACCCAGCUGGAGCAGGACAAGCGUCGACUGAAAGAGAGCAUCCGUGAUGCAGAGAGUGCCCUCUGCAUGGCAGCGAAAGACAAAGAAUUGAUAAUUAGUCACAUGAAAUCUGUGGAAGCCACUCUUCAUAAGGUCAGAGAUCAGACCUUGCUGUCACGGACUGCGGCAACCAGGAAUGACUUCACCCUGCAGCUACCCAAACUGCACCUAGAGACCUUUGCAGUGGAAGGGCUGAGGGGCAGGCCAGAGGUUGUGGCAUUUCAGGCCAUGGUUAAAAGUUUUAUGGAUGUCUACCAGCUUGCAAGUUCCAGAAUUGACAUGCUGCUGAGAGAAACAGCAUCUCGUAAGCUUCCCACUUCAGCCCCAAAGUCCAAGAGCCAAACAGCUUGUCUUCAUGAAAAUGAGAACCUGCAAUUGGAAUCAAGAGGGAGUUCAAACAUCACCAUGGCUUCAAGCUAGGAAUUCAGCCUGACCAGAGCUGUAUCCCAGAUAUUUUGGCAUUGCAAGCUGAACCUGACACAUGCUACAGUUUUAUGCACAAUAGAGCCAGUUUUCAGUCUUCAGUCUAUUCCUUCAGCCUGAAUGUCACAUCCAGUCCCAAAAGAACAAUGGAAAAUGGAUUUUCAGAUUCUUUGUAUCAAAAAUCUUUUAGAAGGAAAAAAUUGCAUUAAUGUAAAAUGAUGCAAUUAAAGUGCAAUUUUGUUGCUACCUUUGAA
Molecule: messenger RNA, 4300 nt
Organism: Pezoporus flaviventris
Lineage: Eukaryota; Metazoa; Chordata; Aves; Psittaciformes; Psittacidae
Gene: CCDC171
Product: coiled-coil domain containing 171
Exons: 25
Coding region: 360-4043 (1227 amino acids)
Source: RefSeq, a predicted model, not a curated record